Molossus molossus (Pallas's mastiff bat) is the source of this 1535-nucleotide messenger RNA. RefSeq names its product TLE family member 5, transcriptional modulator (gene TLE5). Gene Ontology annotation, biological process: negative regulation of canonical Wnt signaling pathway; regulation of DNA-templated transcription. The coding region runs from base 73 to 666 and encodes 197 amino acids. NCBI's taxonomy places the organism in Eukaryota, Metazoa, Chordata, Mammalia, Chiroptera, Molossidae. The transcript is spliced from 7 exons. The record is from RefSeq and is a predicted model, not a curated record. Gene Ontology annotation, cellular component: nucleus; transcription regulator complex. Gene Ontology annotation, molecular function: transcription corepressor activity; protein binding.
GCCCGGCGCCCCAAGGCGCCGGAGCCGGGGCGCACAGCCGGGGCGCAGCCCGCGCCCCCCGCAGCGACUGACAUGAUGUUUCCACAAAGCAGGCAUUCGGGCUCGUCGCACCUACCCCAGCAACUCAAAUUCACCACCUCGGACUCCUGCGACCGCAUCAAAGACGAGUUUCAGCUGCUUCAGGCUCAGUACCACAGCCUGAAGCUCGAAUGUGACAAGCUGGCCAGUGAGAAGUCGGAGAUGCAGCGUCAUUAUGUGAUGUACUACGAGAUGUCCUAUGGCUUGAACAUUGAGAUGCACAAGCAGGCUGAAAUUGUCAAGAGGCUGAACGGGAUCUGUGCCCAGGUCCUUCCCUACCUUUCCCAAGAGCACCAGCAGCAAGUCUUGGGAGCCAUCGAGAGAGCUAAGCAGGUCACAGCUCCAGAGCUGAACUCCAUCAUCCGACAGCAGCUCCAAGCCCACCAGCUGUCCCAGCUGCAGGCUCUGGCCCUGCCCCUGACCCCACUGCCCGUGGGGCUGCAGCCACCUUCACUGCCUGCAGUCAGCGCGGGCACUGGCCUCCUCUCCCUGUCUGCGCUGGGCUCCCAGGCCCACCUCUCCAAGGAAGACAAGAAUGGGCAUGACGGUGACACCCACCAGGAGGAUGAUGGCGAGAAGUCGGAUUAGCUGGUGGCCGAGAUGGGGAGGGUGGGGGGACAAAGGAGACAAGAUACACAGAGAGAGGAAUGUUCACCACAGACAGUAUAGCUCGGGAUUGGCUAAACUCCGGUAGUAUUUAUGGUAGCUGCUGGGGCCUUAGCCCUGCUUGUGUGCCACCCCAUAGCUUUGCUCUGGCUCCCAGCCUCCCCCCUCCUCCCCCCGCAGCCUGAAUGGGUCAAUACCUGCUUAUACCACAGAUAAGGCAAGCUGAGGCCUGGAGACGCAAAUGGGAGGCCAGGUCAGAAAGGAGCAAAACCUCAAGAAGUCUAACACCCCCUGCACUUCCCCAUAUCGCACAUGUGUAACUGACAGUCUGCCCGCUGGGCCCCCUCAGGGCACACCCUAGCCUCCCACCCUGGCACUGCAUGCAAACACAAUGCUAGCUGCCCCCUCCUGUCCUGGGCACCUGUCUCCCUCCACCUCCCACCCACUCACCUCUGCUAGUUCCAGAUGCCCAUGCCCACCUGGUCCUCUCUCCUCGCCCACCAAGGAACGAAAGUUCAGCUGGGAUGAGCAGGGUGGGGGGUGGGUGACCCAAGAUUCCCCUUCUUCCUUUCCCGAAUAAAGAUGAGGGUACUCGAGUUGUCUUGGUUUUUAUUUUAUUUUCUUUUUCUUUUUCCAGUAUACUAGCUUGUCUUUUAAGAAAGGGAAUAUUAAAAAAAAAAAGAAAGAAAAGUGUUUAAAAAAAAAAGCAACACCCACACCUGUGUCUGUAUAUAGCCUUUUAGACUGUCAGCUUUUGUUGUGUUCAGUCGUUUGAACUCUGCAGAGAAGUGAAAAUGCUGUAUCGAGGGUGGGCUUAGCUGUGCCUUUCAAAUAAAGAUGUGAGAAGGUUG